Molecule: messenger RNA, 263 nt
Organism: Racocetra persica
Lineage: Eukaryota; Fungi; Glomeromycota; Glomeromycetes; Diversisporales; Gigasporaceae
Source: the annotation of a GenBank genome assembly
CCGUCAACGGUUUUUUGAAUCUCAAUAUAUUGAUCCGAUGAAAGAUACAUCAUUGUUCUUGAAAAACGUCUCACGAGUCAAUGCUGUUAUAAUAGUUCUUGUAAGAAAUAAAGAGAUACAUAAGUUAUGCGAGACAAUGAGAUAUUUUGAAGAUCGAUGGAAUAAAAAAUAUAAUUACCCUUAUGUAUUUUUAAAUAAUGAAGAAUUUACUCAAGAAUUUAAGGUUUUAACAAAAAGAAUGACUCAUUCUGAAACAUAUUAUG